AUGUACACACCUAACAUUAACUUAAAUGAUACAUGCUUCUCUCUCUUUUCCCAAAUUAUCUUUUAUGAAGGCCGCAACUUCCAGGGCCGCCACUGGGAGUGCAGCAGUGACUGCAUGGACACCUACAGGCAUUUCAACUGCUGCAACUCCAUCCGUGUCAGCGGCGGUCACUGGGUGGCCUAUGAAAAGCCUCACUACAUGGGUUACCAGUACAUCCUUGGCCCUGGCGAGUACUCUGACUACCACACCUGGAUGGGCUUCAACAACUGCAUCCGCUCCUGCCAGAUGUUCGCCCCUUAUAGAGGAUCCUACAAGAUGAGGAUCUACAACAGGCCUGACAUGAUGGGACAGAUGAUGGAAUUCAUGGAUGACUGCCCUAACGUGUAUGAGCGUUUCCACUACCGUGACAUUUACUCCUGUAACAUCAUGGAGGGUUUCUGGAUCUUCUACGAGCACCCUAACUACAGGGGACGCCAGUAUUUCCUGCGCCCUGGAGAGUACAGGGCCUGUGGUGACUGGGGCUGCCACAACCCCAUGGUGGGCUCAUUCAGGAGGAUGAGGACUCUCAUGUAA
Molecule: messenger RNA, 573 nt
Organism: Micropterus dolomieu (smallmouth bass)
Lineage: Eukaryota; Metazoa; Chordata; Actinopteri; Centrarchiformes; Centrarchidae
Gene: crygmxl2
Product: crystallin, gamma MX, like 2
Biological process (GO): visual perception; lens development in camera-type eye
Molecular function (GO): structural constituent of eye lens
Source: RefSeq, a predicted model, not a curated record